UAAAGUGUUUCAAAGUGGCGUUAUUACUCAACAGCUUUAUCCAUGGCGUGUGACACUGCCCCACAGACGAGCGCGCGCCACUGCUCACGGAAAAAAGGUGAAAAGUAGCUGCGUUUAGUCUUCUGACUCAAUAUUUUUAUCUACUCAUCGUGUCUGACAAACAAUAGUACAGAUAAGGCGGCAGUGAUUAACUUUCUUACAGUAAGAGAUCUGCUCACCGGGGUUGCCAGCGACCAAAGUCCUGCAUGCAGAUGGAGACUUAUUUUCCCGGCGGGAAUUAAAAAAGCUGCAGUUCGUAUAAUUAUGUGUGUCACCCAGGUUCCCCUCUGCAAUACGCCGUCGAGUUUUCUUCUAGAGUUGGAUUUAUCCUCUUGACUCAUCUUUCCUCCAUGCUGAAGAACAAGAGAGCUCUGUUGUGAAGUAGAAAAAGAAAUAUUCCUCGGUUUGCAUAUCAAGUCCAGCGCCUAAGCGAAUUGACACCACUGUGUCGAAUUGUGCAUGGGUGCCGUUCCAGGACACAAAGCUCUAUUGGUGCCCUUUCACACCGCUUGUACCUGAGUAUCUCUCGAAAGUGUGAGCAGCUGAAUAUGCGAAGGUGUGGAUUUAUCGAGGGCCUUUGAAGACUCCUCGUGGCCACCCUGCAGGGUUGCGCGUCUCGAGUUUUCUCCCGUAGAGAUGUGUCACAUGCUUUCAUCCAACUGGUUAAGCAAUUACAUGUAUAUUUAGAUGAUUUGAUACGAUUAAUUUUGCGUUUCCGAAUGCUUAUGUGCAUCACAGGGUGUUCCGAUCCGUGAUAUCAGAGUGAUACAGUAUCGCCACAAAUUUUGCCAAGGAUGAAGUUCGGCCUCCUUGUGAUAGGUCCUGCCGGGAGCGGCAAGAGCACGUUUUGCCACUAUAUCCAUCAGCACAUGGAGGUGUUGCGGCGACAUUGCCGCUUAGUGAAUCUGGAUCCGGCAGCAGAGUAUUUUGCGUACCAACCCGACAUCGACAUUCGUGACCUCGUAACGGUUCAAGAUGUUGAAGAAGAGCUACAUCUUGGGCCAAAUGGAGCCCUUGUCUACGCGAUGGAAUUUCUUCAAGAACAGAUAGAUUGGUUAGAAUCUCAGUUUGCGGAUUUUGGAGAAGACGAGCUCUUCAUCAUUGACUGUCCUGGACAAAUUGAACUCUAUACACAUCUCUCGUUAAUGGCGGAAAUUUGCAGUAGCAUUCAGUCAUGGGGCAUCAGACUGUGUGCAUGUUGUUGUUUGGACGUUUCAUUCAUGACUGACGCUUCAAAGCUCUUAGGCGGUUCUCUUAUGGCUCUAAGCGCCAUGGUACAACUCGAGCUGCCCCAUAUCAAUCUUCUUACAAAGUGUGAUCUGGUGGAUAAGAACCUAUCCCUCGCAGCUGCACAAAGGCGUGCUACUGGUCGGCGGGUCAGAUCGCGCAGGGACAUGAGACGAACGCAAGGGACGCAAGACAGUUUCGAAGAUCACUCCGACAGUGAGGAAGAAGACGAUGAAGAGGAUGAGGACAUUAGUCCAUGCUCCGCGUCUCGUACAUUUGGACUCUCUGCGCUGGCGGCUUGGCCUGAUUACGCCGAUGAACCGACAGACGCGAAAGAGGCGGCUAUAGACGCCCUACUGUCUCGGGACCCCCACCAAAUCGUCCAGCAGCUGGAUGAGUGCAUGCCGGCAAAGUACAAGGCGCUCAAUGCCGCGUUCGCCACUCUCAUCGAGGACUACAGCCUCGUCUCCUACCUACCAUGCAAUGUUUUGGACGAGGAGUCUUUAGCCGUUGUGGCAUCUGCCGUAGAUCACGCUGUUCAAUAUGGGGAAGAUAUGGAAGUCCGGGAAAGUGACUUGAUUGGCAAUGCACAAGGCGACUAGGUUCCGCUCCUGUCGUGACUUCGGCACUUUGCGUUCUCAGCAGAAAAUAUUGCUGUGAGUGUCUGUGCCAGAGGCUUGAAUGUUGCUGCAUAACCGUCCUGGUGUCGAAUGUCCAUGCAGACCUGUUGUUGGCUUUUCCCGUGAACUUCAUGCUGGGUGAUAAGGCUUCAGAAAAUUGCAACUCCUUGAUACUAAGCACCAUUUUUCACAUGGAGGUUGGUCUCCUUAUCUGUGUACUGUGAAUAGUCUUUCGACUGGUAAACAGGUAUCAAAAACCAUGUGAGCGUAUUUUCAGGAGUUUUUUGUUCAGGUUGAGAGGCUUUCCUGAAAUGUGUGUCGCCUUGUUGAACGGUAGUUACAUUUUGUUUCGUUGUCUUGUCCCCACAGUCAAAACAGUAAACACUGGUUCGCGCAAGGAGCUUUUCGCGCCUUAUGGCAUCGUAAAUGAACCCCCCAUGCACACAUGCUUGUCAGAUCGUGGGGGGUGUCCUCCUCGGGUAUUUGUUUUAGUGGUUGAGCUCUGGUUGAUUACCAUCUUGCUUCUACUUCAGCGUCCAAGGUGCACGGUAUCCUACAAGCAGAAAGUAGUGGAUGGCGAGAGGCGGGCUCUGACGGGACUUCAGGGGAUCUGUAAAAGUUGGGGGGUUCCAUAAUGCUCACAUCAAUGCGAGCCGCCCCCAGUGGUACAGCGAGUGAGCUUGAGGGUUCUCUUCGGUCAGGCUCAUAGAGCUCUUCGUGUGAGAGAAUCUUCAAGGGUGGUGAACCGAAGGUAGUGUGCAGUUGGAGAGCGCGACAAUUCAACUUGAUCUGGGAAUUUGGCGUAUUGACACGCCGUCACCGUUCAAUUGCAUUGAUAGACGAAAUUCAUCCUCGGUGCAUUUCCCGGCGCUGGCUGGCCGUCCUUCAACAAAGUUCGGGAAAUCAUGGCUCCCACAUUUUAUUUCUAGUGGACACAGUUUACAGAGGAAUUCCGAGCUGCGAAGCUGCUCUACUGUGACGUUUCCACACCUCUUCAGGCUCAUACCGGGCUCCUGGCGUAUCAGUGUCAACUAACGUGCGACAAUCAAGGUCUGUUUCUACGAGGAAUGUUAUAGACAGGGGACCGACAUCGGCUACCAUACAACCUGGGUGCCGCAUUACGAUGACGUCAGCAUCUGGUUAGCGCGCAUUUCGUCGUGUAAUUAUGAUCUGUUAUUACCGCCAACUAAUACUGUUGCCAGCGCAAAAAUAUCAAUCGUUUCCUUCCCUCCCCUACUCUGCUUUUCCCACUGAACUUCCGCAUGGGACACGAGAUCCCGUACGCCUGCGUCUAUCAGUCAUGUCGCCUCUGCUGUAUUUUGAAGCGGAUCCUUGCUUGCUGUGUGGGCUGACGCAUCAAUGCAAAACGCAACUGGCAAAAUACACAGCGCGACCGGGUACCGGACACAUCGCACACAAACCGUCGCGCGGUGCGACGUCGUUCAGUGCUUGUCGGUAUGUGCAGCGGACUUCGACAAGCUAAGGGUUCGGGUUCUUCGCAGAAGCGACCAUGCAUGGGAUUCGGCAGCUCUUGGAGCGAGAUAGUUUGCCGAGUAGUUGUUUCAUAAAUCUCUUGCGACAUCAACCGCUAUGGAUGAACUGUCCAACUCCUUGCUCCCACCCGUUCGGCGAAUUCCUCUUUCUCGUAGUUUUCAUCCUUCUUUUAGUUUAUCUACACUUGUGUUUCCCAUGCCACCGACUACCGGAACUGCAGCUGCAGCAGCGUUUCUGAACUACUCUUCGAGG
This is a messenger RNA of Toxoplasma gondii ME49, 3632 nucleotides long. Its product is annotated as ATP-binding domain 1 family protein. Bases 834 to 1868 code for a protein of 344 amino acids. Gene Ontology annotation, molecular function: GTPase activity. The transcript has 2 exons. The record is from RefSeq and is a predicted model, not a curated record. NCBI's taxonomy places the organism in Eukaryota, Apicomplexa, Conoidasida, Eucoccidiorida, Sarcocystidae.